Apis cerana (Asiatic honeybee) is the source of this 7449-nucleotide messenger RNA. It is a transcript of the gene alpha-Man-Ib, whose product is annotated as alpha-Mannosidase class I b. Gene Ontology annotation, molecular function: calcium ion binding; mannosyl-oligosaccharide 1,2-alpha-mannosidase activity. The record is from RefSeq and is a predicted model, not a curated record. Gene Ontology annotation, cellular component: membrane; endoplasmic reticulum. Gene Ontology annotation, biological process: carbohydrate metabolic process; mannose trimming involved in glycoprotein ERAD pathway. Lineage: Eukaryota; Metazoa; Arthropoda; Insecta; Hymenoptera; Apidae.
AUUUGUGAUACUCUAAAGAUGGCAAUGAUUAUAUGAUUUUUUCUAUUUUUGUUUUUUUUUCUUAUUUGUUCUCCUUUUUUAUAUUUGUUUCAUCUGUGAUACUUUGAAGAUGAUACUGAUUCUUUAAUUUAUUUAUUCUAAUUUAUUUAUCUCUAUCGCGUUAUUUCUUUUCUAUAUUCGUUUAUAUUUCGUGAUCACGAUGCGAGAGAUUAAUUGAAUAUACUUUUAUCAUUUCUUUUUCAAAAUUACGAUAUUUUAAUUACGAUUAUUUAAUUUUAAUUUAAUUUAAUGUUAAAAUAUUACAUUUUCAAUUUUAUAUUAUAUCUUUAGUAUGUUUAAAAAUAUUUAAUUGAAAAGUAAAUAUCGUAAAUAAUUUUAUAUUUAAAUUUUCUAAAAUGAGAAAUUUAUAAAAGUAAAAAAAAAUUUAAAAAAAGGAAUUCUUUAGAUGAAAGAAAAGAAAAUAACAAAAAAAUAUAAAAAAUAUGUUAUAUGUACAUAAUAUAUAAAAAUGUAAAAAAAUAAUAUAUAUAUGCAAUAAAAAGAAAAAUAUUAAAAUAUACACAUAAAAUAUAUUAUAAAUGUUUAUAAUUAUAAUAUAUGUAUGUGUAAUAUACAUAUAUAUAUAUACUUAGAUAAAAUCCAUAUGUUAAAAAUUACGUAUCAGAGUUUAACAUCACGGCAUUGAUGGUUCGUGACAUUCAUGCGGUGUGAGUUUAUUUUUCUAAAUUUUAUUAGUAGGAAACUAAGUAGCAGCAUGUUCAAUACGAAUUUUAUAAAUGAAGACUUUCAUAAUUGAUAAGCAAUCAUCAUAUUAUUAUUUUUUAAAGUGUUCUGGCUCUUAUUAUCAUUACGUUCGCCAGAACAACUUAACCUUUGAUGAAAUAUGUUUCCACCGAAAGACUUGGAGAAAUCAGAUUAUAUUAGUUUAAAUAUCCAAGAAAGUGCAACAUUUACGCGAGGAUCAUCACGUAGUCUUUGGAGGCAAUGGAAUCAAUUGUCAAGGUUUCAAAGAAAUAUUCUUUAUUUCUUAGUUAUUACAAUCAUAUUAGUUAUAUUUUAUCUUUUACCUGGUGAUAAUAAAAAUGGAGUUUUAGAUGAAAGUGAUUAUAAUAACAUAGAAGUAGUGCAAGAUACUCUUAAAUAUGAAAAGGCAGCAGAAGAUAUUGUAGUAGAUAGUAUAAAUCAAGAACAUAAAGGAGGUGGGGAGGUCAUUGAGGAACCUGAAUUCCAACCAGAAAUAAACCAGGUGGACGAUGAUCAAAUUGGAGAACCACCUCAACCUAAACCAAAUACACUUAAAUUUAAUGGACCACAGAAUAAUAGACAAAAAGCUAUAGUUGCAGCAUUCAAACAUUCAUGGAAUGGAUAUAAAGAAUAUGCUUGGGGUUAUGAUAAUAUAAAACCAAUAUCAAGAAAGUAUUAUGAAUGGUUUGGCUUAGGUCUCACUAUAGUUGAUUCUCUUGGUACUAUGUAUAUAAUGGGUUUAAAUAAUGAAUUUUUAGAAGCUAAAAUGUGGGUUGAAAAAAAUUUAGUAUUCUCUUCAAAUAGAGAUGUUAAUUUAUUUGAAGUUACAAUUAGAGUAUUAGGAGGUCUAUUAUCAGCAUAUCAUCUUUCAGGUGAUAAGAUUUUCUUAAAUAAAGCUACAGAAUUAGGAGAUCGUUUGAUGCCAGCGUUUUCUACUUCAUCUGGCGUUCCUUAUUCCGACGUAAAUCUUGGAACUAAAACUGCACAUGGUCCUAAAUGGGGUCCUGAUAGCAGUACAAGUGAAGUUACUUCAAUUCAAUUAGAAUUUCGUGAUUUAAGUCGUAGUACAGGAGAUCCUAAAUUCGAAGAAGCAGUAGCGAAAGUAUCGGAACAUGUACAUCAAUUAGAAAAAUAUGAUGGUUUAGUACCAAUUUUCAUUAAUGCUAAUACUGGACAAUUUAGAGAUCAUUCAACAAUUACACUCGGUGCACGCGGUGAUAGUUAUUAUGAAUAUUUAUUGAAACAAUGGCUUCAAACAGGAAAGACUAUUAAUUACUUACGAGAUGAUUAUCUAUUAGGUAUUGCUGGAACUCAAAAGCAUUUGGUAAAACGUACAGCAAUUAAUAAAUAUCUUUUCAUAGCAGAACUAGUUGGAGUAAACAAAGAAAUAACACCAAAAAUGGAUCAUCUUACAUGUUACUUGGGAGGUACUUUAGCUUUAGGAGUACAUCAUGGUUUACCAUCUAAUCAUAUGGAUCUUGCUAAUGAAAUUGUUAAGACUUGUUAUCAAACAUAUGCAAUUCAACCCACGUUCCUUGCUCCAGAAAUUACUUAUUUUAAUAUUCAGAAUACAGAUGGAGAAAAAUCAAUGGAUAUGUAUGUAAAGAUGAAUGAUGCACAUAAUUUACUCAGACCAGAGUUCAUUGAAAGUAUUUUUUAUAUGUGGUAUUUUACUGGGAAUAAAACUUACCAAGAUUGGGGAUGGCAAAUAUUUCAAGCUUUUGAAAAUUAUACGAAAGUAGAAAAAGGAUACACCAGCAUUGGAAACGUGAGAAUUGUUUAUAAUACACCACAAAAGGAUAUGACAGAAAGUUUUUGGUUUGCUGAAACUUUAAAGUAUUUGUACUUGUUGUUUGAUGAUACAAGACAAUUAAUAGAUUUAGAUAGAUGGGUAUUUAAUUCUGAAGGACAUCCGCUACCUAUAUACGAAUCGUAAUUAAAUCCGAUCACAAAAUUUCAUAUAUUGCAUAAUUUGUAUAAAUUUGCACCUUUAGAGAGUCUUAAAUAUCUUUCGAGGCCAGUGAAUAGAUAUCAUAUGCAAAUAAGAAAUUAAUCGAAUUAAUGUACUUUAAAAUAGAUUUUUAGAUUAAUGAUAUUCUAACAAAUAAUUCUCAAACUACAUUUUCAUAAAAAUAUUUUUCAUUCAUUAUUCUAUAAAAAAAAAAAAGCAUUUAUUGGUAAUUAUUUAUGCUCAAUUUUUUUACUAAUUUUCUAAUUCAAAAGUGUGUAUUUUUAAAUUCAUCAUUAUAAUCUAUUUCAUGAUAAAUAAUUUAAAAAUACAAAACAUAUUUAAGAGAUCAUAUUUUUAAACAGUGUAUAAAAAUUGUUGAUUACAAUGUUUAAAAAAGAAAUUUAAAAAAAUUAUUCUCUUAUAGUCUGAUAUUAAAUCCUCUUCUUUUUAAUUCAAGUAGGAACUCUUACAAAAUCACUUAAUUACAAAUCAUCUAUAUUAUUUACUUAUAAAAAAAAUUAUUACAAAAUUUUGAUUAAACAAGAAUUUUAAAAAUAAUAUUAAUUUAAGAUAUCUUAAAUUAUCUUCAAAGAUCCUAGUCAAAUCAAAUUUUCUUUUUUGUUAACAAAUGUAUAAUAUUUUAUUUCUUACAUAUUUUUAUAUUUAAUUAUUUUAGUUCAAAUAAAUGACUCAAGUAAAUGAACAUGACAUUAAAAAGUGAAGAUUAAUUAUUUCCAAAUAACAUAUAUCAAUUUUUUAAAAUAUUAAGAAUAUUUUCUUAUCUUUUAAAAUUUAUUAUAGAAAUAUUUCUGUAAUAUAAAACAUCUUAUAUAUUACAUAUAUAUAAUAUAAAUAUAUGUAUAUAUAAUGAUAUACUGAGUACUUUGAAUUAUUCAAAAUUUUAAUUUAUUAUUCCUCUUAUAAUAAUUUAAAUAUUAUUUAUUGCACACUUUUUGUAUAAAAUAUUAACAAAUAUUAAAUGUUUACAAAACUUUUAUAGGUAAUAUUAAAAAAAAAAGAGCAAUCAAUAAAUUAAAAUACGAAAAAAUAUAUCGUAGAAAUAUCACAAGAACAUGUAGGUAUUUUAUUUAUAAACAGUUAAUGAGAUAGUAAUAAAUUAUCAUCAUUUAAUCAAAAUAUUGUAGAUCUAAUUCAGAAUUAUUAUUAAUUCUGAAUUAUUAUUAAAAUAAUUAAUCUAUAAAAAUAGUAAAAUUUAAAUUUUACUUCAAAACAUCAAUUAUAUGACAGAAGUUUAAAUUAUUCAUACACAACAUGCAUACAUUUUAGUUUUUAUAGUUUUUGAAAUAUAAUAUGUAAAUUAAAUUGAUUUUGUUGGUGAUUAAUUUAUAUAUAUAUAGAAUAAUUAUAUAAGAUAUUCUAAAGAAAAAAUUUUUUUAAGAAACAUAAAAUUUUUAAUUUUAACAUCUAAAAAUAUAAUUUAUCUUAAGAAGAAAUAAAUUAUUUUUAUAUGCAUUUGUUCAUCUACUAUAGCAAAUAAAUUUUCAAUAUUAUUAUUAUUUUAAAAAAAUUAAACAUUAGAUAAAAUUAUUAAAAAAUAAUAAUAAACAUAAAUUGCAUUCUUGUAAUAUAAAAAUAUUUGUUUGGCAACUUCAUUCUUUAAAUGUAUUGUGGAAUUUUAUAUUUUGUACUAUCAAUUAUAUCAUAUAACUUAAUAUUUAUUCUACUUUCCAACAAGUGUAAUUCAUAAAAGAAAAUAUAAAUAAUAUUAGAAGUAAUGAAUAAUUAAAUUAGAUAAAUAUGUUACAUUAUUAUAUAGAUUAUUAAAUUGCACUUUGUGUUAUUAAUUUCAUUAUUUAAAUAUUUUAUUAUAUUUGCAAAACAAUCGAUAAUAUCGAUACGAUAUUCGUAUUUUUGAUUUUUAAAAUACUUUAAUACGAAAGUCGAAAAAUAAACCAUAUGAAUAUAUAAAACAUUCAUUUAAAAAUAAAUAUAUUCUAUUUAUUGAAUUCAAUUUCAUUAUAUAUUAUGAUCUUUAAAAAUCAAAAUAAUUUAUUUAAUUUAUAUUAUGUAUCAAUAAAAUGAGAUAUAAUUUGAUAUUAUGAAAUGCAGAAUUUGAAAAUUUUUAAUUAUUGAAUUUCUUAUAUUAUUUUAUUUUUGUUAAUUGUUUAUAAAAAUAACAAAUUUAUAUAAAUGAAUUUCGUAAAUUAAUUAAUAUGGAUUUUAAAAUCAUGACAGUGUCUUUAAUUUGUACGAAUUUUGAAAUAUAUUUACAAAAUAUAUCUUUUUUUUUUUUUUACUAAAGAAUUUAAUAAUUUUAUUAUAUUUAUUCUCAAUUUUAAAUGUUCAAAAUGUAACAACUGCACAUAUCAAAUUUAUAUAUUGUGUAAAUUGUAAUUUUUGUACAUCUUAUGUGUAAUAUUUUAAGAUUUUAUGCCAUUUAUAAAUGUAAAAUGUUAUUUUCAAAAAUAUUUAAUCUAUUCAAGUAUUUUGUUUUAUAAUGAAUAUAUUUUAUAAUUUUAAUAUGUAAAUAAAUUUACGGCACUUAAGCAGUCUUUAAGAAUAAUUAACAUUAUGACUUUUCAUUCUUAAUUUUAUGAUGGAAUAAAACAUAUGUAUAUGUAUAUAUAUAUGUAGUAAUAUUACAUGAUUUUUAAAAGGAAAAAAUUGCUAUAAAUUAAAAAUUUAUUUAAUAUUAAGCUAUUUUUAAUGCCUUAUUUAAAUAAUAUAUAAAUAUUUAGAAACUACUCUAUCAUUAUGUAAAAAUAGGAAUGCACGAAUAAGAUUAUCAUGCGGAAUUUUUUUAUAAAGUUAAAUUCAUUGUUAAUAAUAAAUUAUAACCAGAUAAUUUUUGUUAAAAACUUAUAAGAAUAACAUGUAAAAAAAUAAUUUUUAUAAAUUGGAAUGAAAUUUAACAGUCUAUGAAAUGAUAAUAAUUACUAUUGUUAUAAUUAUAUUAUAUAAUAUAAUCAAUUAAUUUGUUAUAUACAGUUUAAAUAAGCAAUAUUAAGAUUGAUUUUUUUAUGUCAAAAAUGAUGUAAAAGUUUAUAAAAGAUUUAAAAAUAUUAUAUAUAUAUAUAUAUAUAUCUUAACUAAAAAAUUUCAAUUUCAUUUUCAUAUACUUCAUAAAUAUCGCACAAUACAAAAAUAAUUAUUUUAUAAAAAUAUUAAAUUUUUCAAUUAUCUCAUUGAAAUUUGAUCAUUUUUCAAAUAUGUUUUUAACAUAUUUCAUCCAUUUUCAUUUAAUAAAUAAAAAUCGAAGAUAAGAAUAAGAUUUUUUUUUAAAUACGAAGAUUUAAUAUUUGUUUAAAAAAUUGAUCGAGCAAAACUCGAUUAUUAAAAUUCCAUUUGAAUUUGUAUCCCAUAUAAUUCAAUGGAAAUAUAUAUCAUUCAAAUUCUCUUCACACGCAUAUAUACUAAAUCGCAUGCAACGAAUAUAAAUGAUUAUUCGAUACGCGAAGAAUUCUGGCUGUUAAAGUAUUACACACUCGCAGCACUGCUGCGUAAAAUAUAUACAAUCUACAACGCAAGAAUCAUUUUCAGAUUGGGCGAUUGGCUUGGUUGCCUCCGAGUCGAAUCCAUUCCUUUCAAUUUUCGGUUGUGGUUCGGGAACCGGCAGCACUGCCUGCGUGAUUGGCACUGCAUUCUCAAUCGUCUCGGCAUCAGUAUUCAAUAAUUUAUUCGUCACCGGAAUAGUAGGUGUGGUUGGCGUGAUUUUACCAGAACAGGCUUCAUCUGGUAUAUCGUAGUCUACCAAAGGUACAGAAGUCUGGAGCGGUGGAGGUGAAUCACUGGACAUGAUGACACUAAAACAAAAUUUCUUUUAAAUCUUUUUUUUUUGUUUUUUUUUAACAAAUAUUUUAUUUUUCAUUUAUAAUAAAAAAAUAUUCAAUAUAAUUUUUUUUAAAUAAAAUUAAAAUUGAUUUGCAUAUUUUUAUUUCAAUCAAGUAUAUUUGUAUUUAUUUUUCAUAGUAAAAACAUGAUUAGUAAAAAUGAGAGUGGCAUGAAAUAUAAGAUUUAUAUUUAUUUAUUCCACUAGUUAUAAUCAUAUAUUCUUUAGAUAUACGCAGAACUUUUUUCAUAAAAUAAUUUUUCAUGAAAAAUUCUACGAGAAAAUUUAAAAAACAUAUUAAAUUUUUCUGUAAAUUAAAUUCAGAAUUAUUAUUCCUCUGUUAAUCUGGUCAACGGGUACUUUGUUAUUCAGGCUUGUCACAUAGUUGACCUUAGUUUCUUUACUAUUCAACUCAAAUUACUCUUAUUCGUGCUUAUCACAAUGCAUCUUUAAAAAAUUCAUCAUUUUCAAUUCAAAGUAUAUUGAAUGCUUAUAUUUUCUUGACUAAGUUGCUCUAAUUAUUUUAUAUCUUUUGAUUUGUCGUAAUAUAAUUAUUUAUAAAAGAAAUAGUAAUCAAAAUCGUAAUUUUAUAGUAUUAUUCAAAUACUUAUAUAAAGAUUUAGUGUUUGAUAUAAGAAAAAUAUAGAUUACACCUAAGACAUUUUUUCAUUAAACAUUAUAAAGGGUUUCUGUCUUUUUCUCUUCCUCUUCCUCUUAAGUAUUUUGGUAGAAAGUGUAAAGAAGAAGACAUACCACCUAGCUUUCAUACAUGGUUGCAUUCUACUCUUUUCUUCUGACGUCAAAGUAGAAUAAAAGGAUAUCUGCUUGGCCAUUUUGUAAAUAUCGCAGAUUUCAAGUGAUUAGAAUCAUGCCAUCUCAUGUGAAAAUAUGCCUCAAGAUUCGUGUUUCGAAUUGUUUAUCCUUCUCCAUCAAUACUGCGAAUAGAGCGCCACAUCUCCCCUCC